Neltuma alba is the source of this 1012-nucleotide messenger RNA. RefSeq lists its product as uncharacterized. The transcript has 4 exons. The record is from RefSeq and is a predicted model, not a curated record. The coding region runs from base 94 to 891 and encodes 265 amino acids. Lineage: Eukaryota; Viridiplantae; Streptophyta; Magnoliopsida; Fabales; Fabaceae.
CGUUUCCACCGAGCUUCCCCCUUCACUGGCCUGCGCCUCUGAUCCUUUCAGAAUUGAGAGCGAUAAUUGAUUGGAGGUGGUCAGAUAGCCACCAUGCCGGGUCCUGGUCCUCAUAUGAUGUACGCGAUGGGCUCCGGCGUGGCUCUCACGGCGGUCACCCACGGCAGAUUCAGCCCCCACCACACUCUCACCUACGCUCUUAACGCCUUCUUCGGUCCCGAUGUUGGUUCCUUCUCCGAAUGGCUUGCUUCCUUCGUUGAUAAUCCCGCUAACUCCUUUGCAUCCCGCCUUCCCGAUCUUAUCCACCAUCCCCUCUAUUACAUUCUUAUCUUGGGACUUCCCUUCUCCUUUCUCUACUCUUGGAUUUCCAAGCUGCUUCUUCGACAUCAGCUUCUUGAUUCUGUCCCUAGGGUACCCCUUACAUGGAAGCAAUGCUUCUUGUUGAUAUCUGCUGGCUCUUUUAGUCACUUCUUCCUGGAUCAUUUAUUUGAGGAGAAUGGGCACUCAACUGUGUAUACUUGGAUUUUGAGCACGGGCUGGUGGGAAAGCCGAGCACCAAUUAACCCAGAUGCUGUUGUUGUAGUUGCCUUUUUAUGCACAUGCUUAUAUGGUGGCUUUUUUUACAUUAACAGACCAUGCAGAGUAAAUUCAUCAAAAUCCUUUGUGAAGAAGUCGCAUCAAUCACUGCUACUCGUCCUGUUUAUAGCUUGCUUAUACUGUUUAUGGUGUGCAGUUCAGAUAUACUUUAUCAAUCCUCGUCGUCCUGCAGUUGGGGAAGAAGCUGAUCUUGGUGUGAUAGUUUUUUUAGCCACAUUUUUCUUCCUACCCCAUGGUCUGUGUAUAAUGUCCAUGCACCCAAAUGAUCUUCACACAGAUCAAAUUCCUCUUUAAUUGUAUUUGCAUCUUACUGAUAGGAUAUGAAAUAAUGAUUAAUUAAUAUUUUAGAUAUUUCGGAUGUUUGGCAUUAGCAAGGAAUAUUCGGUUUUUAAUUUGAUUUGACUGUUACUUUUUA